AUGAUCGCCGCUCAGGACACAUCAGGUUCUGCUUGUGCUUUUUUGCAUGUUCUCCUUGUGUAUGACAGUUUGGACCUGAUGAAUGAACCCGUCUCGACCCGCUGUGACCAUCAGUUCUGCAGGUUCUGCAUGGCGAAGCUGCUUGAGAGAAGUAAGAGAAAAGAGGCGAGCUGUCCCAUCUGCAAGACCAAAGUCACUAAGAGGAGUCUGCAGGAAAGUCCAGGCUUCCAGAAACUGGUAGAAGGUCUGCGGAAUUUGGUUCAGUCUUAUGAAUAUGACACAGGAACAAACUAUUUCACUGGUUUCCCCCAGAGGAGACGGAGCACUAGCGUGGAGACGGAGUCGAGAGAUCAGCAGGGCAGCGGAGGAAACACCUCAGAGACGGAGAAGGAAGCGACUCCGUCCUCCUCGGCAGCAGCUAAAGACGCUUUCGCAAAACUCAUGUGUUUGGAGGAUUCGGGUGCCGACGCCCCACAACAACUCUCCUCACACACCAGUCCUGCCGAUUCAGCACAAAAACCUGCAGGUGCUCCACUGAGAACACGAGGUGCUGAUUCAGCAGGUGUGGAGACGGAGGAGGCUCCUGGUGACGUGAAACCCUCUCUCAGGAGAUCCAAACGUCUCGGUCUGGAGCCGGACAGAAUUCCAGAUCAAAGACAGAAGAAAAGCGUGCAGAAAGUGUCCGAGUGGCUGCUGAAGAUUUCUCCGACUGCAGACGAAAGCACCGUGGCAGGAGAUCGUCCAGGUUUCCCAGAGAGCGACGCUGAAGAAGGGAGCACGGCUUCACGCGCGUCCACGGAGAUCCACGAUGUCGCCAUGCCGAGUCCUGUAAGAGAAGCUCCUUGUCGAGGUCUGGAGGAACGAGUGUUCGGUGCGGUGUAUAAACGCGAGCGCAGGGUCUCCAAGACCCUCAAAGUCACCAGAGGGUUUUCUCCAGAACGAGAGAUCCUCACGCCUAAAAGGAGGUCAAGCCGUAAAUCCACUCCGGCGGAUUUUAUCAGGAGGACGUCGAAUGAAGAUAAAGAAGACGGAGAUCAGCAAGAGGAACCCGAUAAAACAAAGAAAGAAGAAAAGCCGUUAAGUUCUUCAGACCAGGAGGAACCCGUGGUGCAGAGUGAAAAUAUGAAAGAAAGUCCAGAAUUUGAGGUCCCUUUGAAGAAACCAUGGAGAAGAUCUAAGAUGCAGGAGGUCUGGAAAGUGGACCGUGAUUUGACCGAGAAAGAAAACGCAGACAAGAAGAAAGAUGGGAAUAGACGGGUCACUAGGAGCAGCCGAGACCCUACUAAACAGGACGAAUCGGAAAAAUCCAAAAACGCCAAAUGCGCCCUCGAUCUAAUCCGUGCUGGAUCUGAGGACCUUGACCUGAUGGAGAAGGUUCCACAAAAUCCCAAAGUCAUCAAGACUGAAGUUGAUAUCGAAAGUUAUCCCAGUAGUGCAGAUCCGAAGUCUCCUGACGCUCGGAAAACCAGACGGAGCGCAAGGCUGCAGGAGUUUACUGCAGAAGUCCGAGGUCCUCCGAGCAGACGACGAGUGAAACCAGGACUCCUCAAACGUGAUGAAGGACCCGAGAACAAUCCACCUCCGAACCCGCAUGAGCCGAAUGCUGAAGCAGAAAGUUCUGUGAGGAGAAAUGGGUGUGUUUACAACAACGACCUUGAAAACAUCGAAGCCGUGCAGUCAAGCGAGGAUCCAUCCAUCAAGUGUCCAUCUCAGGAGAACGUAGCUGAAGACGUUUCCCUCGUCCCAGACACGGUGGAUCAGGACGAGAACGUCGUUGCUCAUUCUCCCAGAGUUGCAGAAUUUGAAGCAGGUCCUGUUCCUGAAUCUUUACCGCAGAAAUGUCAGGAAUCACCAUCUCCCAAAACGUUUCCACCUGGUGAUCCAGAGCAAGAAGACGACACCAAUGAUAGUGAACUCGACACGGAGCAACUCAUGAAGACCUUCAAGACCACUAAGAGGAAAUCCUUCUAUCUGGGUAGUCCCUCACACUCCAGAGCCCAGGAGAAAUCUCUCACUCAGAUUUCAGAGGAAGACCAGCAGGAGAACGUAGAUCAUGCUGAGAUACCACCUAACUGUGUGGACCCUGAUCACGGUCUCGCCCCAAAUGCUUGUGAGAUAGCACCUCGGGAGGUAUCAUCUCCGACAGCUCAGAGCGGUGCUGCAGAUGUUCUGAGCGUCAGUCUGCUUCAGGUAACAUCGGCUGAUGUUCCCGGUCUUCCAGAAGACCCCAAUUCUGUCAAAGCAUCAGGUGCCAGUGAGCAUCCUGAGAAGGUUCAAGAUUACAGGCCUCCUUUGAAUACUGAGCUCGGAAAUUCGGUCCAACUUUUCUCUGCAAGCACGACCCAGGAGGAACCACGAGGCUCUCACAGGAAGAUCUCAUCUCCAGAAAUACAAGGCAACCAAGUUUCCAGCAUCUCGUUGGGAAGAUCCUCGGAAAUUCUGUGUAACAACCUGGAGUCCUCAGUCACCCCUGAUGGUCUGGUACCUGAAGUUUUGGUCAUGAAACCUGCAACCAAUGACAACCUGGAUGAGAUGGAUGAAGGUGAAAUUCCAUCUCAGCCACGAGUCUGUAGGAAGAGAAAAGCCCAGAGACUGGAGUCUUCAGACUCGGAAUCCAGUGUUGAGAACGACGACUUGCCCCCAUUAGCCCAGAUACUUAAAUCUCACCGACCACCUUCUGAUGAUCUGGUGAAGAUCCAAGCUGAAGAACCAAACCCAAAGCCUGGUUUAGGUCCUGGAAGUCAGGAGAGCCGCUCUCACAGUGAACCAGAAGCUCAGUCAAGUCCAAGUCAGUGCAUCGCUCCGUAUCAGAAACCCGGAUCUCUACAAGAUCUAAACUCGAAUGGUGUCCAGGAUGGAGCUCCUGAUCCACCUUGCAGAGAUGACUGGAUGACGUCUAGCCAAGGAUCUGUGGACCUUUUUGGGACACCACGGCAAUGUGAUGAAGCUGACCAUGGUGUUUGUGGAAACACUGAGAUCUCCGGCGAGUCUUCUCAGUUCUCUAGUGAGAUCAUUAACACCCAGCAGAGAGAAGAGAUGCAGCAGGAGCUGCACAGGCUGGAGAGAAUGAUGGCUCUGGUGUCUGACGCGCUGCAGAAGAAAGACGGAGACUUGAGCGAUAAAACUAAGAUGGAGGACGAUGACGUGCAAUCAGGACAGCGAGGCAGAAUGAGAAGUCAGCGAGGCUGUAGGAGUGGAAGACAAGCUUCUGAGCGGUCAGAGGUUGGAGGUCAGCGUUCUGAGGGUUCAGCUGUGGAGGUGAACGUGGAGAAGGAUGCGAGUGAGCUGAGAGGACGAGGUGUAGGAGAAUGCUCAGGAAAGAAGGAGUGCUGGACAGGAAGUGGAGGAAGGAUGGAGAUGGUGAUGUCAGGGCUCAGUGCCAAUGAACAGGGCCUGGUGAAGAAAUUUGCGAGGAAGAUGAAGGCUGGUGUUAGCAGUCAGGUCACGCCCACUACAACACACAUCAUCAUUAAAACAGAUGGAGACCUGGUGUGUGAGCGAACGUUAAAGUACUUCCAGGGCAUCGCAGGCAGGAAGUGGAUGGUGAGCUUCCUGUGGAUCUCGGAGUGCUUCAAACACAGCAAACUUCUCACUGAAGCUCCGUACGAGGUUUGCGGGGACGUCGUUAACGGACGCGAUCACAACGGACCCCGGAAAGCCAGGACUGCUCAUAACCUGCUGAUGAAAGGGUGUGAGAUCUGCUUCCAAGGUUCCUUCACUGAUAUGACCUCAGAUCAGAUGGAGGUGAUGGUGGAGCAGUGUGGUGCUACAGUCAUGAAAGAUCCUCUGAUGUUCUCCAGAAAGGAUCAGGAUAUCUGUUACCAGGUGGUGGUGGUUCAGCCUGGUCCUGAUGACUCUCAGUCUUACUACACAGCUCUACAGAAGAAAGCCACAGUGGUGACUCGGAACUGGCUCCUGGACUCGCUCUCCACGUACACGCUCCAAAAUCCACUCCAUUAUAAACCAUAACGUUUAUCUGUGGGGGUUGUGUUUUUUUAUUUUUUUAUUUUCCUUGUGUUGUGUUUUCUUUCUUCUCCUCUCUUCUCUUCUUUCUUGCACUUUAUUUGUGUGGAGUUUUGUUUAUUUGUUUUCUCACUAUAUCCACUGUCUGGCCAAAAGUAUCAGGACACACGACUUCUCCACUCACAAGCAGUUCCUCCCCAGACCGUUACACAAACUCAGAGAACGCACAAAGCUAUCUCCAUGAAGAUCUGCCUUCCAUGGGUUGGAGUGGAAGAUCUCCUGCGUAAGAGCUCUAACGAUAUUGGGAUGAAUGUGAACGCUGAAUGCAUCACCUCAUCUCACCAACAUCAGUUCCUGACUACUAACACUUUUGUGGCCGAACGAAUCUCCACCAAAAUCUCUUCCCUAAAGCAGAUUUGAUCUAGAUGUGGAAUGAGAUGUUCUGCUCAGAUGUCCACAAACUUUUGACUCUACAGUGUAUCACUUUGACUCCACAUAAAAAAGAGAAUCGAUUUUAAGGUUUUUGUAAAUAAGAUGGUCCUCGAACAUUUCAGUAUAAAACACUCGACAAGUG
Silurus meridionalis is the source of this 4537-nucleotide messenger RNA. RefSeq names its product breast cancer type 1 susceptibility protein homolog. The coding region runs from base 1 to 3969 and encodes 1322 amino acids. NCBI's taxonomy places the organism in Eukaryota, Metazoa, Chordata, Actinopteri, Siluriformes, Siluridae. Gene Ontology annotation, biological process: negative regulation of fatty acid biosynthetic process; positive regulation of transcription by RNA polymerase II; double-strand break repair via homologous recombination. The record is from RefSeq and is a predicted model, not a curated record. Gene Ontology annotation, molecular function: ubiquitin-protein transferase activity; metal ion binding. The transcript is spliced from 19 exons. Gene Ontology annotation, cellular component: BRCA1-A complex; plasma membrane; BRCA1-BARD1 complex.